CGAGAUGAGAAGAUAGAAUCAUUUAAUGACGUGUAGCGAUAUGUUUGAAAUAAUCAAAGUUAGUUCACACGAAUUGGGCGCAGAGUCUUUUAAUUUCUUUUAGGAUCAACCGAGAGAACGAUACCAAUGAUUUUACGAAGCGUUUUGAAGUCAUUUUUCGUUCUAUGUUUCACAAUCAAAGUGUUGACGAAUGUCAAAGCAAACGUAUGCGUUAACGUACCACGAAGCUGCGCUGCGUUAUUAAACGUCAGCAACAAUACCACCACAACUGGUGAUAACAGAACAUUGGAAAUUAUUAAUUCUACAAUAAAAGCCGUGGAGGAACUGACGACCAACUACGAAUGUAUUUCAGCCGUACGAUAUUCGAUGUGUUUGUUUGCCGUGAAGCCAUGCAACAAUACCCAUCUGAAUUCCACAACAUUGAAUCAUAAAGAGGAACAACAGUGCAUGGCAAUUCAAAGUAGUUGUCCUAAAGUAGUUGAAAAAGUGUAUGGUAGCAUGUUUUGUUCGCAAAUCGACGGCUUUUCUGAUGUAGCUGUAGCUGCGUGUGUCACACUAAAUGUUUCGGCCAAUGCUUAUUGUCCAAAUAAUAUGACGCUUAGGAUUGCAGCGGCAAACAUCACGGAGUUUCUUCACAAAUCAAUUUCUGCAAAAGAGAAACUGGAAGCCAACUCGAUCGGGAACAUGACGGUUGAAUGUUUGGAUAAGAACAAAGAAUUGCAAUGCGCUGGAUUUGUACCAUCUUGCUCAGAGCAUAACGUGACAAGAGAAUCAUGCAAAAAUACGUUGUCGUGUUCAUUGUCUAACUCAUUGUUCAAUAAGACAGAAAUCUGCAACAAAUUUCAGCCAACUCCUCUAUCAGUGUCAGCCACAACAUUGGCUGCAACAAUCUUCAUCACCCGCACAGCACAAAUAGUCACGACAUCUUCAACAAUAAAAAUUCUUCCCUCUUCAGCAAUGCCAAUUUUUGAUUCCUCAAGUUCGCAAAAGCUCACAAUUCCGUACGAUUUAGCAUCUGGGUUCAAUGCAACGGUGAUGCUGAGGUUGAACUUAAAUGAAACGUUCAACACAAACUACACCGUUAAAACAAGCUCAGAUUAUAUCGAAUUAGCGAAGAAUGUUCGAGAAAGUCUUAUAGUGGCUUACCGGGAACUACCGGGUUUCCAUGACGUGAUCAUAGAAGAUUUAGCAUGCAAGAGGGAAGUCGUUGCAAAGCACGUGGUACUGUCUCGUGAGAAGAACAAUGCAAAUGUCAUAGAAGCGUAUCUAAUUUUGUCGAAUUUAACCAAUGGAUUUCUCAAAGGAAAAGUAGUUGAUGUCAACAAAGUUUGUCUCGCAAGUACGAGUUCGACACGUGUAGUAGACGAAGACAAUUACGUUUAUAUGAUUGUGUUUGUAUGCGUCACAGCACUACUUUUAUUGGCUAUGGUUCUAUGCCACAAAAGCAAGUAAUACCUUUUUGAAGCAACGUCCUACCUAAUGUAACAUAUUUUGAAUACAUACCAUUGGAAAGAGAACUAUUUUUUAAAAUUAAACGUUUAGUAUUGUAUACUUACUUUAUAUAAACGGAAUGGGAAACAUUGAAAUCAUGCAGAAGUACAAAAAUCAAAAAAUCACGAAAACAUAAAAUUACGACGAGCACGAAGAUUAGAAAACUCAAGGAAAAUAAAAAAGUGCCAGCUAAAGCUCAAAAAUCCUCUAUUGAUCUUGUUCACGUUCUAGGAGUAAUUUACCCAGUUGCAACUGUCUUAAUCCUAAUCAAUAACUUCUUGUAAAAUCAAUGAUUUCUCGGAAUUGUGAAAAAACUGAAUGUAUUGUUUCAGAAAAUAAUGGAUAGCAAUUAUAAAUCUGACUAUAGUUUCAA
Messenger RNA from Xenia sp. Carnegie-2017, 1864 nucleotides. RefSeq lists its product as uncharacterized. The transcript is spliced from 5 exons. Lineage: Eukaryota; Metazoa; Cnidaria; Anthozoa; Malacalcyonacea; Xeniidae. The record is from RefSeq and is a predicted model, not a curated record. The coding region runs from base 127 to 1452 and encodes 441 amino acids.